UUCGCCCUCUCCAACUCGGCGGCCAUCCGGGCCGAGAUCCAGCGCUUCGAGUCCGUGCACCCCAAUAUCUACGCCAUCUACGACCUGAUCGAGCGCAUCGAGGACUUGGCGCUGCAGAACCAGAUCCGGGAGCACGUCAUCUCCAUCGAGGACUCGUUUGUCAACAGCCAGGAGUGGACCCUGAGCCGCUCGGUGCCGGAGCUUAAAGUGGGCAUUGUGGGGAACCUGUCCAGCGGGAAGUCGGCCCUGGUGCACCGCUACCUGACAGGGACCUAUGUCCAGGAGGAGUCCCCCGAAGGGGGUCGGUUUAAGAAGGAGAUCGUGGUGGACGGCCAGAGUUACCUGCUGCUGAUCCGGGAUGAAGGCGGGCCCCCCGAGCUCCAGUUUGCCGCCUGGGUGGACGCCGUGGUGUUCGUGUUCAGCCUGGAGGACGAGAUCAGCUUCCAGACGGUGUACAACUACUUCCUGCGUCUCUGCAGCUUUCGCAGCGCCAGCGAGGUGCCCAUGGUGCUGGUGGGCACGCAGGGUGAGCGCGGGGCUGUGGCCGGGCGGCCGCGGCCUCCAGUCGUGUCCGUCUCUAGGGUGCAUCUUGGGACCUCCCCCUCGUCGCCGUGGUCGGGCCACCCCCACGUCCUCCCCGCCGAGGUGGCCGGCGCCCUGGGCCCGGGACGCGCCCCUCCCGUGCUCCUGCGCGCUGUCGCUCGCCAGCCGCAGGCCCGGGGGCACCUCUCUGGGAUCCGUGCUGGUGGCCCCCACCCCGCCAGCAGUCCGGCCUGGGCUGGCCCGCGCCCCGAGGGGCUGCACCAGCGCUCCUGCUCCGUCUCCAGCGCUGACCAGUGGAGUGAGGCGGCUGCCCUGCCCCCAGCCAGUGGCCCAGCUGAGGUGCUCAGUUCCAGCCCCAAGCUGGAGCCUCCCCCAUCUCCCCACUCCAACCGGAAGAAGCACCGGAGGAAAAAGAGCACCGGGACCCCCCGACCAGACGGCCCCAGCAGUGCUGCUGAAGUAGAUCCAGACUGGGCCAGCCUGAACCUGGGCGCCCUCAUGUGCAUUGAGUGCUCGGGGACCCACCGACACCUGGGGGCCCACCUGUCCCGCGUCCGCUCGCUGGACCUCGAUGACUGGCCGCCUGAGCUGCUGGCUGUCAUGACCGCGAUGGGCAAUGCCCUGGCCAACAGCGUCUGGGAGGGGGCCCUGGACGGCUACGCAAAGCCAGGGCCGGAUGCCUGCAGAGAGGAGAAGGAGCGCUGGAUACGGGCCAAGUACGAACAGAAGCUCUUCCUGGCCCCGCUGCCCAGCUCGGACGUGCCGCUGGGGCAGCAGCUGCUCCGGGCCGUGGUGGAGGACGACCUGCGGCUGCUGGUGACGCUCCUGGCCCACGGCUCCAAGGAGGAGGUGAACGAGACCUACGGAGACGGCGACGGGCGCACGGCCCUGCACCUCUCCAGCGCCAUGGCCAACGUGGUCUUCACGCAGCUGCUCAUCUGGUACGGGGUGGACGUGAGGAGCCGGGACGCCCGGGGCCUGACCCCGCUGGCCUACGCCCGCCGGGCCGGCAGCCAGGAGUGCGCAGACAUCUUGCUCCAGCACGGCUGCCCUGGAGAGGGCUGUGGCCUGGCCCCCACCCCGAACAGAGAGCCGGCCAACGGCGGCACCGCCUCCGCCGAGCUGCACCGGAGUCCCAGCCUCCUGUGAAGGCCCAGAAGAGGGCAGCGGGGGGCGGAGGACUCCGUGGCCUGGGGACCCUCCUCCCUCAGGGCCUGGGGGAGACAGACAGACGGAGACGCAGGGACACGCAGAAAGGAGGGGGAGAGGACACAAGGGAGCGUCCGAGACGAGAGGCGCGUCGGGCCGAGCCGAGCGAGCAGGCGGGCGCGGCCCUCUGCCCGGGUGCCGCUGAGCAGGGACAGGACCCUUUGGAGGCGCCGCGAGGAGAGGGGAGCGGGACCUCUCCCUCCUCCAGCGCCCUGCCUUCCGUUGCCAGCCCCUGCAAGCCUUCAUCCUAAAAUGGAGACUGGGGAGGGCACGGAUUGGGGGUGCUGGCGGAAGACGGGGUGAUCUGCGAGUCCCGUGUAAAUUUGUACAUUGGCGUAUUUAUGUUUGUGUACAUACUUGGCGUGUGUGAGACGAGCCAAUAAACCAGGCUGUGU
Molecule: messenger RNA, 2147 nt
Organism: Condylura cristata (star-nosed mole)
Lineage: Eukaryota; Metazoa; Chordata; Mammalia; Eulipotyphla; Talpidae
Gene: AGAP3
Product: ArfGAP with GTPase domain, ankyrin repeat and PH domain 3
Exons: 11
Biological process (GO): proteasome-mediated ubiquitin-dependent protein catabolic process
Cellular component (GO): nucleus
Molecular function (GO): GTPase activity; protein binding; GTP binding
Source: RefSeq, a predicted model, not a curated record